GAACUUCAUACUGCAAUAGCUCUCACCAAACCACAACCCCUUCUUCGAUGGAAUCAUUACAAACUCUCACUUUUCACGUUGAUUCCUGUCUGUUUGGUUACGCUCCUCAAUUCAAGGUUUGAAAUUAUGCUCACGAGCGCCAUAACUGACACAUACCAUAUCGCAGCUGGACGACAUUACUAUUGCCAACACCGUUUAUGUGGCCUGUACCAAUCAAUGGCACAGAUCUGAACCUCGGGAGCAGCGCCUUCGACACGAAACUAGGUCUUGACAUGGAUGAGCCAGGAAGUUACGAGAAUGGUUAUUCUAUCCUCGAAAUCAUGGCGCCAACGAGCGGGACUUCAGCCACAUGUUCAGCUGUUGCAGGUGGAAGUGAGAGUGUCUUCGCCUUCAAUGGUGUCUUGUACAACAAAUCCACUAGUGGCAUCCUUCCAGCUGUCGAAGAGUAUGCAGGCACGACAUUGCACCCUGGUGGUAUUGGUCUUGAGUUCUACGGUGGAAAAACCGCGGCUAAUACAUCGCUCGUCAAAGACCGGGGUCAUUCCGGACUCGCUAGAAAUUAUGCAAUAACUCAACAGGGUCUUUCGGCGAAUAUUACCUGCGGUGACCUUGACCCAAACAAGUUCUCGCUGAAUUUCACAACUACGAAUUCGUCAAAUACAACUUGCGGGUUCCGGCUCUUGGUCGACACUGGAUUCUGGACAUGUUGACUUUCUCGGUAUUGUUAUCUGUCCCACUCCCCACGUGAAUAAUGGAGCCACAUCAUUCGACAUCCUCCUGCAGGGCAUGGGAGACUAUAAUUUCCUGGAUGCAACAGUCUGCAAUGUAGUACCAUACGUGGCUUCGUUCAAUGUGACAUACAAUCA
Suillus subaureus is the source of this 866-nucleotide messenger RNA. RefSeq lists its product as uncharacterized. Bases 198 to 710 code for a protein of 170 amino acids. The transcript is spliced from 5 exons. Lineage: Eukaryota; Fungi; Basidiomycota; Agaricomycetes; Boletales; Suillaceae. The record is from RefSeq and is a predicted model, not a curated record.